GUUCGCUGAGCUGUUGGAGGCAGGGGGUCUAAUCGAUGCCUAUCGGCAGUGCCAUCCCGAUGAGGAUUGGGAGAAGGACGCUACUUGGAGGGGGGCUCCAGGGAAGCCCCCGAACCCACCAGAGUUCGGUAGAUUCUACGGCAAAGGGAUGCGAAUCGACUAUGUUCUCGUACCUGAGUCUAUGAAAGAAGAC
Perkinsus marinus ATCC 50983 is the source of this 193-nucleotide messenger RNA. RefSeq lists its product as hypothetical. The annotation marks the transcript as partial. Lineage: Eukaryota; Perkinsozoa; Perkinsida; Perkinsidae. The record is from RefSeq and is a predicted model, not a curated record. The transcript has 2 exons.